Molecule: messenger RNA, 505 nt
Organism: Phalaenopsis equestris
Lineage: Eukaryota; Viridiplantae; Streptophyta; Magnoliopsida; Asparagales; Orchidaceae
Product: E3 ubiquitin-protein ligase At1g63170-like
Exons: 2
Coding region: 20-505 (161 amino acids)
Source: RefSeq, a predicted model, not a curated record
UUUUGUUUCAUGAUAUCAUAUGCCUGACAGGCUGAAUGCUUUGGUUGAUCGUUUUAAAAUGGCAUUGAAUUGUUUCUUUGCCAUUUGGUUUGUUCUCGGUAAUGUAUGGAUUUUUGGUGGACACUCCUCUGCUGCAGGUGCGCCAAACUUGUACAGGUUAUGUAUAGCUUUUCUGGCAUUCAGUUGCAUUGGGUAUGCCAUGCCAUUUAUCCUGUGCGCAACAAUUUGCUGCUGUUUCCCUUGUAUAAUUUCUUUCUUGGGCUUUAGAGGGGACCUAACACAUACCAGAGGAGCUACAUUAGCAUCGAUUAAGGCUUUUCGUUCUUACAAAUUCAUUUCAAAAAGAAAUCUUAAUCAAGAAUUAAGUCAAAUCAUCUCUAAAACGCAUGAUGGUGGGAUAUUGGCUGUUGGUACAGACAAGGAGCGGUUAAUUUCUUUUGAUGAUGCUGUGAGUUUUUUACUUAUCGGCUCAAAUAUCAUAUUGCAUCCUUCACCUCAAUGUUAA